CCAAAAACCGUAUUAAAAUCAAUGCAGCGUUCAACCACAAAUGAAAAAUAAGACAAUCCCCAAUCCCCAGUCAUAAAACUCCCAUAUCUCCUCUCCAAAUCGCCAAACCAAAUCAGAUCACACGACAAAUGGCAGCCAAACACAUCUUAUCCAGCUUAGUCUUCCUCCUCUGCUUCUCCAUUUUUGCUCUAUCUGCCACCGCUGAUGAUAAUGAAUGUGUAUACACAGUAUAUGUAAGAACAAGCAAAGCAAUCAGUGGAGGAACAGACGCCAAAAUCAGCGUAGCAUUUUACGAUAGUACAGGCUACGGCGUACUUGUAAAAGAUCUAGAAGCCUGGGGUGGGUUGAUGGGUAAGGACCACGAUUACUACGAGCGAGGUAACCUCGACAUCUUCUCGGGCCGUGGGCCGUGCCUGGACAAGCCCGUUUGUUCCAUGGAGCUUACCUCUGAUGGAACAGCUGGGAGUCACCACACCCCCGACUGGUACUGUAACUACGUUGAGGUCACCACAACUGGGCCCCACAUCGAUUGUGCUCAACAGUUGUUCACCGUUGAACAGUGGCUUUCUCCCGACAAGCUUACUGUUUCUAAGGACAGCUGUAAUUACUCUAAUGGAAUUAAACCACGUCGUCAACUUCUUCUUCCUGUUGAAACGCUUCUUGCAGCUUCUUCCUCAGCGGCAGCUAAGCAGCUUCCUCUUGAUUCUAUCAUUCCUAGAUCUCAAUUUUAAUUAAUUUAAUUGUUGUGUAGUUAUUGAAUUAAUGUUGUUUGGGUCGGAAGUGGAUGUUUUAUUUGAUGAUGCAUUACUUUCCAUGGACUGAUGAUUGUAUACUUUCUUAUUUUUUGUGGAGUUUUGUAUGAUCGAUCACUUGAAUAAAUCAAUGCAUCAACGUAAUAAUAUUUUAUUUUA
This is a messenger RNA of Spinacia oleracea (spinach), 911 nucleotides long. Its product is annotated as PLAT domain-containing protein 1-like. The transcript is spliced from 2 exons. The record is from RefSeq and is a predicted model, not a curated record. Lineage: Eukaryota; Viridiplantae; Streptophyta; Magnoliopsida; Caryophyllales; Amaranthaceae. Bases 129 to 731 code for a protein of 200 amino acids. Gene Ontology annotation, molecular function: protein binding.